CCCGCCUCCGAGCGCCAGAUUCCCGCCCUGCCGGAAAUCCCGCCGCAGAAGAAGAGUCAGACCGGAACCUAAACAGCGCGGCAGAGCAGCGCGCGGCGGAAGAACAUUUUAAUCUCUGUGAAAGUAAACAACAACAACAAGCAUCUGCAGGCUCAUGGACUCUCCACCUGAAACUCUCACCUGGUUACCGUUGGUUACAGCAUGGCGCGCUCUGAUUGGACAGAUAACUCACUGACUGCACUGCCUCCAGAUCUCCAGCCAGCAGCAGGAUGUCUGACUCCUCUGAUGAAGAUGACCAGUGGAAGGCGGAGUCUACCCGCAGGAUGUGGGCGGAGUCUCAGCCGGGUCCUUCCAGGUGUCAGCCCAGCAGACAGGGUUAUUGUGGAUACUGCAGAGUCCUUUACAGCAACCUGGAACAGCACCUGUCCAGCCUCCGACACCUGGAUUCUGUCCGGGCGUCCUCCCGAGGCUCCAGCACUGUCUCCUCCACCAGCAGUAGCAGAACCAAACUAACCCUGCUGGAGCGCUUCCUGCAGGACGUCCUACACCACCACCCGCACCGCUACAACGACCCCAGGCCGUCUCACGCUGACCUCCCCUCAGUCGCCGCCCCUCCGUUGCCGAGGGAGGAACUUGAUGAACUCCGUUUCUCUGACGACGACAGCCGGUCACUCGGCACCCGAGAACAAUUGCCUAGCUCUGACGACGCCUCCUGUCAGCCGGCCAGUCAGUCAAAGAGAGUCAUAGAGGGGGCGGGUCAGGAGAGGGUGUCUACACCAAUCAGAGAGCGGGAGGAAGGAGGGGCCGCCCCUCCAGGGCACACACAUUCAUCACACGCACAGACCCCGCCUCCUGUCCACAGGAAGGCCCACAGGAAGACGAACAGGAGGAAAACCAGCGAGUCCUUGUCCCCCUCACCGCCCCACAGGGAUUCAGGUCCUGGUCCCCAACCCUCCUCAGAGCUGAGGCCCUCCCUGACUCCUGGUCUUGACCCCGGAACCUGUCAACCAUCAGAGCUCAGGCCCUCCCUUACUCCUGGUCUUGGCCACAGAACUUGUCCCCCGUUAGAGCUGAGCCCCUCCCUGAGUCCGGGUCCACACCCUGGAAAAUGCCCCCCAUCAGAGCUAAGGCCUUGGCUGAGCUGGCAGAAGGAGAGGAGAGAGGCUCAUAAAGAGGAGGCCUUCUCCUCAGACCACAGUGACCCCCUGGACCAGACUAUCGAGGAGGUGAUCCAGAUGUGUUGUUAUGGCGUCAGUUCCACUUCCUGCCACCAGCGGGAGACAGAGCGCUUCCACUUCAGCCUUCCAGUCUCCAUGGAAACACAGAGUGACGACUGGGACUCACCUGUCCAGGUGGUUUUACAGCGAGGACCAACACUCAGUAACACACCUGUCCAGGUGAGCCAGAUGGAGGAGCAGGACCUCAGCCGCCUGAUGGACGUUCAGGUGGACCUGGAUGACCAGGUGUACUCGCACCAGCUCGACUCUGCCCUCCACAGUGAGCGGCGUACUGGUAACGGGGCCCGGAAGGACGAGGGCUUCUGGACUCUGCCGAUAGAGGAGGUCCUGCCGGCCCCAGCAUAUAUCCCAGAGUCCUUCAGGGGGAAGACUUGGGCCCAGAUCGAACAGGAGGACGAGGAGAAGGUGGACAAAUUGGUCCGACAAUUCAGACAGGAGAGAUUUAUCUGCUACUUCGACACAGAGUCUCUGGCCAGGUAUGGUAGGAGGAGCCACAGCAAGAAGGGGCGUAGUGAUAACAAGGAGGCGGGGACAGACCCUGGCGUCCUGCCUUUAUUGGACCGUGAUGAAGAUGACUCAGCGUACAUCAGGAGGAAGAGAAAGAGGCGGGCCUUCAGGGUGGCGUCCAGGUGUCAGGUGGUGAAAGUCAGUCACAGCACUCAGACAGUCCAAUUGGUCGUCCCAGCUGUCCGUCAACCAACUUCUGAGGCCCCGCCAACCAACACACCGUCAGCCAAUCAGGAAGCAGCAGAGAGGACUCCUGAUGUCCAGACGUGGCGCUGCCUCCCUUCGUCAUAUUCAAACAUUAUCACGCCGCUGCAGCCUCGCACCUCUGUAGUGUACCUGCUCUGCUCCCCCUCAAGCCCCACCUCCACCUACACACCUCUGUCAGGCUCCGCCCCUAAACGCUGCAGGAAAAAGAGGCGUCCGCUGGACCUGCAGGGGUUAAAGGUCAAAUACAAACGGCUUCCUGUCAGGUUCUACGACCCCGGCAGCAACCGCAUCCUGAAGAACCCCCCAAAGGGCUUCCUGUGGCGCAGAGGCUCCGCCCCCUCCGGCCCACCGCCGCCAUGCGUCCGUCAGCUGUUCAGAAGUCUGAGUCCGGACCUGAACACCGACAGGCCGCCAGGGGAGGUGGCUGCAGGGUCCUCCAGGGUCAAAGGUCAGAGGUCAUCAGACACCGCCUUCAGCCACGUCAACAGCUUACUUCUGGGCACGCUCAGUGAGGACUCAGCACAGACUGACAAACAGGAAACAGUCAGAGGGCAGGGCAGGAUGUCUCAAGCCCCGCCCCCUCAGAGCAGGUCAGAGCGGGGGAGGGGGGGUAGGAGGGAUAGGACACAACCUCCAUUCCCCAAGAGAAGGACCAGGGCUCAGGCCACGCCCCCCCAGCCCAGGAGAGAAGGCCUGCGACGGGCAGGACUCAGCAGGAAAGUCCCUGGCUCUCCAGGCCCGCCUCACCCUCCUGCACCCCGCCGGGGGAAAGCCAGGAGGGGGCGGGGCUGCGAGAGGGGGCGAAGGUAGCAGGACUCCUGGACAGGUAGCAGGACGCCUGGACAGGUUGCAGGACGCCUGGACAGGUAGAAGGACACCUGGACAGGUAGCAGGACUCCUGGACAGGUAGAAGGACUCCUGGACAGGUAGAAGGACUCCUGGACAGGUAGCAGGACUCCUGGACAGGUAGAAGGACACCUGGACAGGUAGCAGGACUCCUGGACAGGUAGAAGGACACCUGGACAGGUAGCAGGACUCCUGGACAGGUAGAAGGACACCUGGACAGGUAGCAGGACUCCUGGACAGGUAGAAGCACACCUGGACAGGUAGCAGCCUCAUUUAUGAACUUUAUGAAGAGACACUUGUCAGUACAGAAAUCAGGAAGUUGAACAUCAGCAUUAGCUCGUUAACCUGAUGGAUCUGAAUAAAGACUAAUCAGUUUAAUUGAUGAGUAACGAGGUUUAUAAACGAGGCUGCUGGACGUCCUGUGGAAGUCAGCUGAUGUCAAUGUUAAAAUGAAAUCUGAUCGUUCUGAAAGUCAUUUGACGUUUGUGUGCAGAUACAGUUUGAUCAAUCUUCUUUCCUGGUGCAUAAAAACAUUUGGUCAAUAACUACAGAUUUUCAAACAAACAGGGUUUUAUUUUCAGUUUUUCAUCCAUGAUGGAAAUAAAACUCAUUGCAGGACUGAAGCUUUUAUUUUAGUCAGAAAUCAUGAAAAUAUAAAUCAUUAAAUGUUUGUCCUGCAGCAUGAAAAGAAAAACAUUUUGUUACACAUGAAAUCUCAUCUCAUUGAAAUAAAACGUGAACUCGAAAUUUUAAUUUGGUAUGAAAAUGAAAAUGUAGUUAAGAAUCAUGCUAAUUAAACAACGUGUGCACACAAAUGGAAGCUGAAAGUUGGAACUGAUGUGAUUUUAUUCUAAUGUUGGCGUCUUUCUAAACACUAAACACACCUGCAGCUUGUGUCCGACAGGUGAGGUGCUGUUUCUUCAGGUACUGGUGUUGAUAUGUCGCGUUGUUGGUGUCACAACGUUUUAUAACUUUAAAUAUUGAUACGUUGAAUAAACAACUUUUAUAACCUGA
This is a messenger RNA of Micropterus salmoides (largemouth bass), 3812 nucleotides long. Its product is annotated as DBF4-type zinc finger-containing protein 2-like. The transcript is spliced from 11 exons. The record is from RefSeq and is a predicted model, not a curated record. Lineage: Eukaryota; Metazoa; Chordata; Actinopteri; Centrarchiformes; Centrarchidae. Bases 270 to 2762 code for a protein of 830 amino acids. Gene Ontology annotation, molecular function: nucleic acid binding; zinc ion binding. Gene Ontology annotation, biological process: genomic imprinting; epigenetic programming of gene expression.